AUGGAUCUUAAAGGUUCAUUAGUUGAUACCAACAUAAGAAUUUACCCUUCUGAAAAACUAAUUGCAUUUAUACAAACAGUACCACAUUCUGAUGAAGUACCUCAUAAUAUUUUGCAAAUAAUAAAAGCAAAUUCCAAAAAUAAUUUUAAAAGUUACAAACUUGAACUUUUGAAAUCAGUGCAAUUAAAUAAUUCAGAUAUAGAAUAUUUAAAAACUGUCAGAGAUAGUUUUGAUGAACUUCAUAAGGAUAAAGCGGUUGGGACUGAUGAAGAGCUAGAAAAUGAAAAUAGAGAAUCCGCAACCAAAAAUACAGCAGAUAAAAAGGUGGAAAAUAAAACAGAUACACAUACUGAACCAGAUAACAAUAAAGGUGCAGAAAAUGAAAAUGACAGCCAAAGUGAGGACAAAAAACCAUCAAAAGAAAGUCUAAACAGUGAUGAGAGUAAAUCACAAGAACAAGGACCUUUUCUUGUUACAUCAGAUAUAGACUGGUUAUAUAUGCAUAUUAAAACUAGGAGAAGCAACGGUGAAAAAAACGUUCCUCAUUUACACACACUCCUUGAGGGUGCUUCUAUUGAAAUGCCUGAAAAUGAAACCAUUAAAAGGAAUCCUGUUCUAGAAGCGAGAUGUGUUAAACUGAGAGCCCAGCAAGAAGCUCGUGAAUAUAGAAAAAUGACAAAAGGCGUUGAUAAUGUUCGAAUGAGAUUUCCUGAAGACAGUAUUUCAUAUCAAUUGAAACAAAUCAAUCGUCACCUGAUUGCCAUUGGUCAAUUUAUAAUAUCAAUAUUUGCUGGAUUCCUCUUUGGAUUUAGAGGGGUCGAAUGGAUGGUCGGCAAUUUAGAUUUUGGAUUCAGGUUGCUUUUAGGUGUAAUGGUUGCUUUAGUGAUUGCUUUGGCUGAAAUUUAUUUCCUAGCGAAGAAGUUGAAUGAAGAAUUAUGUAUACCUGACACUGUUCAACUUGGAGGUCCAGUGAAAUUUGCUGAUGAAGAUAGUUAUAACUACAAAAACAAUGAGUCUGGGACAAAACCACAUCAGGAUUAAAAAGAUAACUUUCUCUAUUAAUUAUAAUACUUUCUAAUAUAAUAAAUCCAGCCUGAAGCAGAACAGAACAGUUUUUCUGACUAAAUGGAGUGGAACAAAUACCUUUUAUACCUUAGGGACAUACAAAUAAGUAUAUAAUACCUUAAAGACAUACAGUGUUUAACAUAUUAUAUGUAAAUUAGUAAAAACAAUAAAAAUAUUAAUUAAA
Bicyclus anynana (squinting bush brown) is the source of this 1249-nucleotide messenger RNA. RefSeq lists its product as uncharacterized. The record is from RefSeq and is a predicted model, not a curated record. Lineage: Eukaryota; Metazoa; Arthropoda; Insecta; Lepidoptera; Nymphalidae. The transcript has 2 exons. Gene Ontology annotation, cellular component: endomembrane system. Gene Ontology annotation, biological process: vacuolar proton-transporting V-type ATPase complex assembly. Bases 1 to 1041 code for a protein of 346 amino acids.